AUGAUUUGUCCCUUGCAUCAUUGUGGCAACUUGCUGGAACUUGCCUAAGUUAAGACAUAUAUAAGGGCUCGAAAAAGGAGGGGAGAUUGGUAUACCACGUCCACCAUGGCUCCCCCCGUUGCAACAGUUGCGCCCACAUUCGAAGAUACCGCCACUCUUUUCAAGAAGAAUGGCACGGUUGCUCAUAAGACUUCUUAUGAUGUUGCAGAAGAUUAUGAUGGGAACUACCGCUUUGCACCCAUAGAAGAGGCGGAGGUGUCGAGGGCUAUGAUCAAGCGAUACUUCAACACCAUGUACGACAGAGCAGUGUCGGAUGUCGUUAUCGUUGGUGCCGGAAGUGCUGGAUUGUCAUGUGCAUAUCAUUUGGCUACUUCACGUCCUGAUCUGAAAGUCACCAUCUUGGAGGCCAAUGUCGCACCCGGUGGCGGCGCCUGGUUGGGCGGACAGCUCAUGACACCGAUGGUUGUGCGCAAACCCGCAGACCGCUUUUUGCAAGAGCUUGGCGUACCUUUUGAAGACGAGGGGAACUUUGUCGUUGUCAAACAUGCUGCAUUGUUUACUUCGACGAUCCUGUCGCGAGUACUAGCGUUGCCGAAUGUUGUCAUGAUGAACGCAACAGCCGUUGAAGAUCUCAUCAUUCGCACCGACUUCCAGGGUCAGCAGCGCGUCUCAGGAGUAGUGACGAACUGGACGCUGGUGGCUUUGAACCAUGACACACAAUCAUGUAUGGAUCCUAACACCAUUACAGCUCCUGUUGUCGUUACUGCUACCGGUCACGAUGGACCCAUGGGAGCUUUUUCAGCAAAAAGACUUGUUAGUGCAGGCCUUUUGAAGGAGCUCGGCAAUAUGAGAGGUCUGGACAUGAAUCGUGCAGAACCUGCUAUCGUCAACAAAACGCGGGAGGUUGUCCCAGGUUUGGUAAUGACAGGAAUGGAGUUGUCAGAGCAUGAUGGAUCAAACCGCAUGGGUCCUACCUUUGGAGCUAUGAUGGCAAGUGGCAUCAAAGCAGCUCGGGAAACAAUUCGCAUUCUGGAGACUGCUCAAGUCGUCAAUGGAAAAGUGGUUGGGUGAAUAGGUCACAAACCAAUAUAGCGGUUUCAUGAUCUAUUGUAUGAAUCGAUGUUUUUCUUACGUAGUAUAAAACGACACGCACUUUCUAUGCAAGAACAUAACUUCAAUGGUAAUACUCGCAGUGUUGAGUGCUACUGGCACCUACAUGAAACAUGAAAAUUCUGUCAGGUAUUAUACUGCAAGCAAUGUACACAGUACCUAAAAGGGAGAUUGUCUCGGAGGAGCUUCCAUAUCCGGGCGGAGUUGGUAAUUCUGUGCUGAAGUCACCACGACACCAAUGUAGGUUUCCCUCAUUGUUAUUCUUCAUUAUUUUUUAU
Serpula lacrymans var. lacrymans S7.9 is the source of this 1388-nucleotide messenger RNA. RefSeq lists its product as uncharacterized. Gene Ontology annotation, biological process: thiamine biosynthetic process. The coding region runs from base 106 to 1071 and encodes 321 amino acids. The record is from RefSeq and is a predicted model, not a curated record. NCBI's taxonomy places the organism in Eukaryota, Fungi, Basidiomycota, Agaricomycetes, Boletales, Serpulaceae. The transcript is spliced from 4 exons.